AUGGCAGCUUCUGAUCAUACUCGGUCUAACAGUUUUCCUUCUAGACACCACCCAAUCACUUCUGAAGUUGAUCAGCAUUUGAGCAGAUUAAAUGCUUCUGAAUUUACCUCCACAUCAUCAUCGUCAAUCAGCAAUCAGAUCUAUACCCUUCUGGAUUUGCAUGAUUGUGUUGAUAAGUUUCUUCAGUUAUCCCUCGCUCACCAACUAAAGCAAUCAGUUGAUGGGUUGUUGAAUGGAUCUCUUAGACUCCUGGAUAUUUGCAGCAUUGCUAAGGAUGCCUUGUUGCAAACAAAAGAGUCUGUUCAAGGACUUCAAUCCAUUUUCCGCAGAAGAAAGGCCGAUGAUAUUGAACUUACAAGUGAGGUUAAGAAAUUCUUGACCUCCAGGAAAGCAGAGAAAAAGACCAUCCAAAAGGCCUUGAAGAAUUUGAAAGCCAUGAAAAGCCAAAGAUCCUCUCCAAAUCCUGAUGAACAUGAGACGAAGGUCAUGAUUAGCAUGUUAAGAGAGGUUGAAGAAGUCACUUUCAAGGUCAUUGAAUCAUUGUUGUUCCUUAUCUCAGUGCCAAGAGCUUCAUCAAAGCUAAGUGUAGUUUCCAAACUAAUGCAGCCAAAGAAGGUAGCAUGUGAAGAAACAUACAUGACCGAGUUUGAAAAGGUGGAUGUUGAAUUAUCUAGCAUUGUUUCUCACAAGAUGAGUAAAUCUGAUAACAUUCAAAGCCAACUUAAAGAAUUGGAGUUAAAUGCUCAAGAUCUUGAGAAAGGACUCGAGAAUUUAACAAGACGUUUGAUCAAAACUAGAGUCUCUCUUCUCAACAUCAUCAAUAAUUAG
Messenger RNA from Mangifera indica (mango), 828 nucleotides. RefSeq lists its product as uncharacterized. The transcript has a single exon. Bases 1 to 828 code for a protein of 275 amino acids. The record is from RefSeq and is a predicted model, not a curated record. NCBI's taxonomy places the organism in Eukaryota, Viridiplantae, Streptophyta, Magnoliopsida, Sapindales, Anacardiaceae. Gene Ontology annotation, biological process: shoot system development; root development.